Messenger RNA from Schistosoma turkestanicum, 157 nucleotides. The record is from the annotation of a GenBank genome assembly. NCBI's taxonomy places the organism in Eukaryota, Metazoa, Platyhelminthes, Trematoda, Strigeidida, Schistosomatidae.
AUGAUUAUGGCAACUAAUCGUCCAGAUACUCUUGAUCCAGCUCUGCUUAGACCUGGACGUUUAGAUAGAAAAAUUGAAAUUCCUUUGCCAAAUGAACAAGCUCGAAUGGAUGUAUUGAAAAUACAUGCAGCUCCAAUAGCCAAACAUGGUGAAAUAG